CUGUCACUUAUUAAGCUCAAACGAAUGUUUUGUAGUGUAAUCAGUUCAAACGAUGUGAAAUGUUGUGUUAUGAAAACAAAUAAUAUUGCUAACUCAGCGUUGUGAACUAGCUUAAGAAAAUUGAUUUUCUUGUUUCAUUUUAUGCUCGUUUUGUUAGACAACAAUUGAACUAAUACAUUCCCAGUAUGACAUGGCUCUCGAAUUGAGCAUAUUGACGCUAAAUAUAUGGGGCAUUCCAUAUAUAUCUAAGGACCGCAGUGUUCGGGUUGUUGCGAUUGGAGAUGUAUUGGCCAGUGGAAAUUACGACAUCGUUUCCCUGCAGGAAGUUUGGUCUGAUAGUGACUAUCAGUAUUUGAAAAACCGUGUUGAAGGAGUGCUUCCAUUUGCACAUUACUUCUACAGUGGCGUAGUCGGUUCCGGCCUGGCUGUGUUUUCCAAGUACCCCAUCAUUUCUGCAUUCUUUCAUGCGUGGUCGGUCAACGGGUAUGUGCAUCGUAUUCAGCAUGGUGACUGGUUUGGUGGAAAAGGCGUAGGAUUAGCCAAGAUCUCCGUGAAUGGGGAACUAGUACACGUGUAUGCUGCUCAUCUUCACGCCGAAUAUGACCGAAACUUCGACGAUUACAUGUCACAUCGAGUCAUACAGGCUUACGAUACUGCUCAAUUCAUUGAAAGUACACGAGGUAGCGCUGUUGUUCAGAUUCUUGCCGGUGAUUUGAACACUGAGCCGGGCGAUUUGGCGUACCGGAUUAUUCGUACCAACACAAAGCUUACUGAUUCCUACGAUCGUACCAUGUACACCAAUGGCGAGCUGGGUACGAACGAGAUCGCGCAGAAUACUUACACCGAUCCGGAGCUUGCCAAGAAGAGUCCUCAAGGUAAAAGAAUCGAUUAUAUCAUGUAUCGAUUUGCAAAUCAUUACGAGGGUCAUCAGUUGGAGCAUCGUCUUCCACUACCGAACAGAAUUCCAGGUAGAGACAUAAGUUAUUCGGACCACGAGGCAGUUUACGCCAAAAUAAUACUGAAAAAAGCAACGACUCAAACGGGUGGAGAAAGUGGAGAACCGACACAGAGCCAAAAUAAUGACCAGGAAACCGUCCUAGCUCUUAAGGAAAGUAUUGUCAUAUGCAACGAAAGUUUGAAGAAACUGGAAUCUGACAAGCGGAAUUACAUAUUGAUGGCAGUCGGAGUAGCUAUCGUUUUGCUCAGCAUGCUCGAAUUAGAUGCCCCUUACGGACUUAAAAUGGCCUUUUUGCUGUUGAAUUUUUUACUCUGUGGUGUGAUACUUUUUUUCGUUUUUAUGGCCACCAUUUGGAACAUCAUGGAAAAGCAUAGUACCCUAGCCGGGAAGCUGUCGAUGGAAAUUGCACUCAAUGUGUUCAAAGGUGUCGAUGGCGUUGGUGAACUUGGUUGAAAUAUCAGAUUUGCUCACCAGAAAUGUGAUUUUUGAAAUUCGUUGAUCUGUAGGUUGUAAGACAAUCGAUCUUAAAGUUGAAAUGAUGACUGUUUAUGGUCAGUAAUUAUGUUUAGGUGGUUUAGGGAAAUUUUAAGUUGAAAGUUAUGCAUUAUGUACAAAUGCGUAAAUUGUGCAGUACAACUAUUUGAACGUAUCAUGUCUCUAUACUCGUAUUCGAAUUCAAAUUGUUACGAAAUACAUUACUAACACUA
Malaya genurostris is the source of this 1665-nucleotide messenger RNA. RefSeq names its product putative neutral sphingomyelinase (gene nSMase). Gene Ontology annotation, molecular function: sphingomyelin phosphodiesterase activity. The record is from RefSeq and is a predicted model, not a curated record. The transcript is spliced from 4 exons. NCBI's taxonomy places the organism in Eukaryota, Metazoa, Arthropoda, Insecta, Diptera, Culicidae. The coding region runs from base 191 to 1411 and encodes 406 amino acids. Gene Ontology annotation, cellular component: cytoplasm.